AUGUCCUCUCCAAACACUCCCCGACAUUCUAGACAGUCGUCGGCUAUCGAUGGAUUUUCUGAUUCGCCCCUAAAUCGGAGACAGUCGCAUGGCUUCGGGUCGCCGUUCAGGAACAGCUUGAACCAACAAGAUGUCCUGGACCUGAACGGAGAUGGAGGCGGUGGCAUGGGCAACCUGGCCGAUGAGCUUGGUGGUGCCUUCUCUGGCUCAGAGGAUGGAGAUUUUGAAGACGAUGAGGAAGCUGAUCAGAACGGAGUUGAUUCGGAGGCCAAGGCCUCUCCCAUUCAGAACGGACGAGUCAACGGGAAUAGACGCAGAGAAAACGAUCUAAGCAUCCCCUCAGGGGGCCAUCACCGGAGGACGGAGAGUAAUUACGAUGGGAGCGAGUAUGGCUCCGAGUCGGACUUGGAUACAGGAGGUGUUUCCCCAAGUCUCAUCUCCAAAAUAGAUGGGAUCGAGAGCUUGGCCAGGAGGGGAACGGAGAACUACGGAGGCCCAGAAGACAAUGUUGUCCAGAGAUUGACCGACGGGCUUCGGGACCUUGGAUCCCAAUCUGGCGUUGAGAGCAGCACCUCAAGACUCAUCACUGCCCAUUCUGCACUGACGACACAUCUUGCUCAUCAAACAAGACAACUCCACAACCUUACCUUUCCGCUCCUCGCCCCUAUGGCGUCCACUCCCGAUAGCGAAGCCAUCGAUGAACUAGUCCCCCUGCUCCUCUCCCUUUCAGACUCCAUGCCCAGGCCAUCUACGACGGCAUUCGAAUCACUUGCCUCGUUGCAUGGCGUCACUUCAGACCUUGUCCAGACAUUGAAUUACCUGUCCGACACACUGCAAAUGUCUCGACAGACCACUACAAUGGCUACGAGACGGCUCAAGAGUGCGAAAGAGCUUGUGGCAGAAGUGCGGCGGGACGAGGAGCUGCGGGAUGAGGGAGAGCGUUGGUUAACGCAAGGAAACUGGGGCGAGCGCUUGCAGAAUAGAGAAUGUGCAGGUGUAUGUGGUGACGUUAUCGGUGGAUUCGAAGAGGUGUGCAACGGCUGGCGGGAGCGCCUUCUUGCACAAGCUCAGUCUCAAGCUUAA
Clonostachys rhizophaga is the source of this 1083-nucleotide messenger RNA. The record is from the annotation of a GenBank genome assembly. NCBI's taxonomy places the organism in Eukaryota, Fungi, Ascomycota, Sordariomycetes, Hypocreales, Bionectriaceae.